Molecule: messenger RNA, 1597 nt
Organism: Zea mays
Lineage: Eukaryota; Viridiplantae; Streptophyta; Magnoliopsida; Poales; Poaceae
Product: glycolate oxidase 1
Exons: 9
Coding region: 249-1358 (369 amino acids)
Cellular component (GO): peroxisome
Molecular function (GO): (S)-2-hydroxy-acid oxidase activity; FMN binding
Source: RefSeq, marked validated
CGUUCCGACGACAAACACCUCCCUUUCCCUGCGCUCCCGUCUUCCUUCCAGAGCUGCCUUGUCUGCACAUGCAGAAGCGCCAAGAGCGAGCGCCUCAUCUCUUUAUAUUGCUCUCACACCCUCCGUUUCUCGCUCCCACCCACUGCCACUGUACUUGUGUUGUGUUAGUGCUGUGCUGCGAGAAGAAGGAGAAGCAGAGGAAGAGCAGGUGCUGAGAAGCCUGCCGGCGCGCGUUACGACAAGCAUAUAUGGGGGAGAUCACCAAUGUCAUGGAGUACCAGGCCAUCGCCAAGCAGAAGCUUCCGAAGAUGGCCUACGACUACUACGCGUCCGGCGCCGAGGACGAGUGGACGCUGCAGGAGAACAGGGAGGCCUUCUCCAGGAUCUUGUUCCGUCCGCGCAUACUGAUCGACGUGUCCAAGAUCGACAUGACCACCACCGUGCUGGGGUUCAAGAUCUCCAUGCCCAUCAUGGUCGCCCCCACUGCUAUGCAGAAGAUGGCUCACCCAGAUGGGGAGAACGCCACUGCGCGCGCGGCGGCUGCGGCAGGCACCAUAAUGACACUGUCGUCCUGGGCAACUUCAAGCGUCGAGGAGGUUGCCUCGACCGGGCCAGGGAUCCGCUUCUUCCAGCUAUACGUCUACAAGGACAGGAAGGUGGUGGAGCAGCUGGUGAGGCGAGCUGAAAGGGCUGGGUUCAAGGCCAUCGCGCUCACCGUCGACACGCCGCGCCUUGGCCGCAGGGAAGCUGACAUCAAGAACAGAUUUGUCCUGCCACCACACCUGACGCUCAAGAACUUCGAAGGUCUGGACCUCGGCAAAAUGGACCAGGCUGCUGAUUCAGGGCUGGCUUCCUAUGUCGCCGGCCAAGUCGACCGCACCCUGAGCUGGAAAGACGUCAAGUGGUUGCAGACCAUCACCACGCUGCCGAUCCUCGUCAAGGGAGUGCUCACCGCUGAAGACACGAGGCUUGCGGUGGCGAACGGCGCGGCGGGGAUCAUCGUGUCGAACCACGGCGCGCGGCAGCUGGACUACGUGCCGGCGACCAUCAGCGCGCUGGAGGAGGUCGUGAAGGCCGCCCGGGGCCAGCUCCCCGUGUUCGUCGACGGCGGCGUCCGCCGCGGCACCGACGUCUUCAAGGCGCUCGCGCUCGGCGCCGCCGGCGUAUUCGUCGGGAGGCCGGUGGUGUUCUCCCUGGCGGCGGCGGGCGAGGCCGGCGUGUCCAACGUCCUGCGCAUGCUGCGGGACGAGUUCGAGCUCACCAUGGCGCUCAGCGGCUGCACCUCCCUCGCCGAAAUCACCCGCAAGCACAUCAUCACCGAGUCCGACAAGCUCAGCGCCAUCCCGUCGCGCUUGUAGAUGAGGCAAAAUCAAUCGCCUGCUACGCCUACGCCUACGCUACGCCGCCGGUCGAUCGGGGAUACUCAGCUCGUGCAUGGAUGCAUGCAUGCGUGCUCGACGACGAUCAUGAUACCAUAUAUAAUCUAGGACUGCGCAUAUAUAUAUAUUUUGUUCCAGAAAUGAUCGAUCACGUACUGUACUGUAAAAUCUUAUAGAUUAUUACACGCAUGGUGUGUGCUGCAUCUUCAUUAGUUGUU